Cadophora gregata is the source of this 777-nucleotide messenger RNA. RefSeq lists its product as uncharacterized. NCBI's taxonomy places the organism in Eukaryota, Fungi, Ascomycota, Leotiomycetes, Helotiales, Ploettnerulaceae. The record is from RefSeq and is a predicted model, not a curated record. Bases 1 to 777 code for a protein of 258 amino acids. The transcript has 2 exons.
AUGAAGCCAUCUCAGCAACAGCCCAAAGUGGUCGAACGCACAAGCCACUUGACUCGGGCCUCCUCCACUUCCGCAGAUAACGCCUCCACUCUCUUUGGCCCAGGUUACAAUGACACCACCACAUAUGCCUCUGACAUUUCGCAUUUGAUCAACGCAUCCCAUGUAUCUCAUGCUAUCGCAUCGAGCUAUCAUGCCCUCACAACCCACGCUUUGCACCAGCAUAAGAGACGCCAUGCUCUGCCCCGAAGCUCUGUUGACCUUAACACGACUCGUGCACACCAGGCCAGUCAGGUCUCAGCCAGCCUCGACGAACUCCAUGUCGAAUUGCCGCCAUAUUUGCAUACCAAAGUGGCAGAAGACAACGUUUUCAACACGCCCAUGGCUUACUUCGAAGAAUAUCCUUCACCUCAAUACCAGCAGCUCGGCAACUACCACUCUCCUGCUGGAUUGCAGUCCAGCUACACUCAGCUUCGGCCAACACCAAAAGACUCGCAGGAAUUCAAUGACUCCAUGAGAGCUGAAUUCGGCACCCAAGAACACAGUUAUCGAGGCUUGACGUACUGGGUACUAGAUCGGGAACGCUACAUGCAUGUGAGAAGGAAUGAUCGGGACAUGAUCGACUGGGGAGAGGAUCUUUCGGGUAUUGGUGCACAAUUUGAUAACCAAACCCACUCGGAAAAGGCAGCCCCCAACAGUGGUGUUGGUGAAGAAGGGUGGAAUACCACGUGGGUGAACUCAGCUGAGAGACACGCAGGCUUGACAAGAAAUGACAGGUAG